Protopolystoma xenopodis is the source of this 255-nucleotide messenger RNA. NCBI's taxonomy places the organism in Eukaryota, Metazoa, Platyhelminthes, Monogenea, Polystomatidea, Polystomatidae. The record is from the annotation of a GenBank genome assembly.
AUGAAAGGAUUAGGCACCAUAGGUUGCCCAAAGGGAUUGCUCGGCUACUCAUCAAGUGACCCAAUGGCGCUCGGGCUCGGCGGCAGCGUGUUGCCGUGUGAUGUGCACGAACUGGCUAUGAAUACCGAGUUCAGUGACAACUCGGUCCUGCUAUUAUUCGCGUUGUCGAUGGGCAACCGGAAGGAGCGCAUUUAUCCACAACUCGUGACACAUUUCCCUUUGCUCCGCGAAGAAGCGAGUUGGGCUCGGCUUUGA